AUGUGGCUUGAGCGCAACCCCAGGUACGUACGUACAAUACAGUACAGUACUACAUACAGUGCGCUAUCACGUGACUAUGCAUGGACACUGCAGCCAACCAUCCCCCACCAACGUCCCCUUCGGAAUUUUCUCGGGCCGCGGAGGAGGUACGCAGAAAUCUCUAGAAAUACAACCUGGAUUUCUGAAGCGUAUGCUCGAUUGUAUGAUAUUUUCUUGGGACAAUAUUCACAUUGUCCUAAGUGA
Bipolaris oryzae ATCC 44560 is the source of this 243-nucleotide messenger RNA. RefSeq lists its product as uncharacterized. Lineage: Eukaryota; Fungi; Ascomycota; Dothideomycetes; Pleosporales; Pleosporaceae. The record is from RefSeq and is a predicted model, not a curated record. The transcript has a single exon. The coding region runs from base 1 to 243 and encodes 80 amino acids.